Molecule: messenger RNA, 315 nt
Organism: Nezara viridula (southern green stink bug)
Lineage: Eukaryota; Metazoa; Arthropoda; Insecta; Hemiptera; Pentatomidae
Source: the annotation of a GenBank genome assembly
AUGAUCGACAGUGGAUACUCUCCUCUAGGAUACUUUCUCUCCACCAAAUCCAGGACCUCGGCAUUAAGCUUAACACCUAGGGCCGCCAUAAUUCAUGGCAAAUGCCUCAACAUAGAGGAGGUGGAAUUUGAAAGAUUAAGAGCUUCGAGAAAAAAUUGGGCAUGUCCUAACUGUCAAAAGACCCAUAAAAACCCACUAAGUGAUAAGCAACCCAGCACUCCAAAAGUGGCCACACAGCAGACAGCUGUUGAUCACACGUCCCAGCUGCAGUUAACAGCCAUCAAGGACCUUAUGGCGGAAGUCAAGGAAUUGUAA